Messenger RNA from Geodia barretti, 750 nucleotides. The record is from the annotation of a GenBank genome assembly. Lineage: Eukaryota; Metazoa; Porifera; Demospongiae; Tetractinellida; Geodiidae.
AUGGGCCAAAAGACUCAUCCGAUCGGGUUCCGUCUGGGUAUAAUCAAGGACUGGCAGGCCAAGUGGUACGCGGCCAAGGGAUCUCAGUACCGCGAGCUUCUGCAAGAAGACCUCAGCAUCAGAAACGCCAUACGCGCCCGCCUGCCUGAAGCCGGCAUCUCCAAGGUCGAGUUGGAGCGAGGCGCGCAGGAGCUGGUGGUUACCAUACACUCGGCCAGACCCGGCAUAGUCAUUGGCCGGGGUGGGCAGAGAGUGGAAGAGGUGCGCCAGGUGGUGGAGGGGUUGACUCACAAGCGGGCCAGGCUCAACGUCCAGGAAGUGCGUCAGCCUGAACUCGACGCUCAGCUUGUAGCCGCAAGCAUUGCGGAGCAGCUGGGGCGCAGGGUUGCCUUCCGACGAGCGAUGCAUCAGGCCGUCAACCGGGCCAUGCAGGCCGGGGCGCUGGGUAUGAAGGUUAUCUGCUCAGGUCGGUUGGGUGGUGUCGAAAUAGCCCGCCGGGAGAAGGUGAUGCAGGGCCGUGUGCCGUUGCACACCCUGCGGGCGGAUAUAGACUACGGCCUGGCUGAGGCUCGGACCACGAUGGGACGUAUUGGAGUGAAGGUGUGGGUGUACAAAGGUGACAUUCUGCCGGAGCCGAAGGAGAUUGAGGCCGAGCCGGACGCGGAAGAGCUGCAGAUGAUAGAGGUAACCGUGGGAGGCGAGACGGAAGCCACAGAAGGAUCCAGCGAUGUUCCAACCCAAGAGAAUUAA